Molecule: messenger RNA, 1116 nt
Organism: Stegastes partitus (bicolor damselfish)
Lineage: Eukaryota; Metazoa; Chordata; Actinopteri; Pomacentridae
Gene: cd28
Product: CD28 molecule
Exons: 5
Coding region: 10-759 (249 amino acids)
Biological process (GO): regulation of T cell proliferation; T cell receptor signaling pathway
Cellular component (GO): external side of plasma membrane
Source: RefSeq, a predicted model, not a curated record
UACUGUAGGAUGUUCCUGACUGACAGCAUGAUGGGAUGGAUGGUGCUGACAGUCCUCAGCCUGUGUCAGCCUGCGUGGAGCAUAGUGAAGGUGAUACAACCCUACAGAGUGGAGAGCACCAACGGUACAGCACAGAUCCAGUGUGUCAUCCAUCCCCGUCCAUCCUACCACCAGCUUGAACCGCUCCCGGACCAGACCCUGUCAUACCCCUUCCCCGAUCCCGAGGACCUCAAGGUGACGCUGCUAAAAGGCCUUCAUGGUACCCAGGAACUCUGCUCGUCAAGCUUCAGCUUCCCAGAGAAGCCAAAGGAGACGGAUGUGAAGCCGGAGGGAGAGGUGCAGUGCUCUGCUCGGGCCUCGGAUGGCACUGUGGAGGUGACGGUGUCCGGACUGAAAGCCACAGACACAGAUCUGUAUCGCUGUCAGAUUCAGGUUUUCUACCCGCCCCCGUAUCUGCGGUUCACCGGCAACGGCACCCUGAUCCACGUCCUCGAUCACUCCGGCUGUCCUGUACAAGAAGCUCAGAGACAAACCGCACACCAGAGUGAAGGGGAAGAGGAGACUGACGGCGAUACCAGGAUGGUGGCGGACAGCGUUCCUGUCCUCGUCCUGGUCAUCGUGAUCAUGUGCAUCCUCCUCGUCAUCAUCUACUUCCAGACUCUGCAGUGUGAACGGUCGAGGAGGGAGAUCAUCAGAACAGUGUCUGGCGUGAUUCACAAGAUGGAUGCUGCCUCGUAUCAGUGUGAAAACAUGGCGUGAAAAUACAACAACCUUCCUCUCCCGUCAUGUCCAGAGCAGGUGUACGUCUGCCUCGAAGCAUUGGAUUAUGGGAGAAACAGGUUUUUACCUCUAUUAUGACAGAGGAUCUCUUGUAGCCGCGGAUGGAGACGUCUGUGAAUAUUUUACUUCUUAAGUAUAAAAAUAAUGUUUACGUUAUUGUAAACACACAUGAUGUUAAAGAGCUGCAGCUUUGGCUGAGUUUCCACGGAGCCGUUAACCUCUUCAGACCUGGACAUCACAUUCUGGGUUAUAUCACCACAGUAGCUUUUUUAUUAUUACUAUUUUUAUUAGUGUUAUUUAUUUUUAUUUUUUUUAAUAUAUACUGUUUUUUGGGGG